CCAAACUUGGUGUAUACAUGCUCUAAGAUCAAGCACAAGGACCUUUACUUCUAGUUCUUCUCUUUUACCCUAUCUAUCAAAAUCCUACACUCGCUUCACUAAACCUAUUAUGGGCAACACAUCGAGCUCGCCGGUGCAGAAAUGCCUGAAGAGCGCUGUAGGAGGAAACAAUGACCUCCUCGCCCUAAAGGGCACGCCACUUUUCCAACUUUUACAUGUCAAGCCGUACAAUCUUGGUAUAGCAGUCACGCCUGCAGCUGUUACUUAUCCAGAGACCACCGAGCACAUCUCUGCGAUCGUGAAAUGCGCCGUCGACAAUAAGUUCAAGGUGCAACCCCGUUGCGGUGGACAUUCGUAUGCGAACUAUGGCAUCGGCGGACAGGAUAACACCAUCGUGGUCGACAUGAAACACUUCCAGCAGUUCUCCAUGGACGAGUCAACAUGGCAGGCCACAAUCGGAGGCGGUACUCUACUCGGCGAUGUCACUGAACGGCUGCACGACAAUGGGAAACGCGCUAUGGCGCAUGGCACAUGCCCACAAGUCGGUAUUGGGGGACAUGCAACCAUCGGUGGACUUGGCCCAAGCAGUCGCAUGUGGGGAUCAGCACUCGACCAUGUCGAGGAGGUCGAAGUCGUCCUCGCCAACUCUACGGUCGUUCGAGCAUCAGAGAGUGAGAAUCCUGACAUCUUGUUCGCCGUGAAGGGCGCCGCGGCCGGCUUUGGCAUCGUCACCGAGUUCAAAGUACGCACCCAGGCCGAGCCCUCGGAAGCGGUACUCUACACCUACAACAUCCAGGGUGGAUCCAGCGCGGAUAAUGCACAAGCGUUCAAGAAGUGGCAAGCGCUUAUCUCUGACCCUGCUCUCUCCCGUAAAUUCGCAAGCCAAUUCAUUCUCACUGAGCAGUUCGGCGCCAUCGUGACUGGGACCUUCUUCGGGUCACAGCAAGAGUACGACAGCCUCAACAUCUCCGCGCGACUUCCCAACAGCGACGACUCCGUCAUUGAACUGAAGGACUGGCUUGGGGUUGUUGGCCACUGGGCCGAGGAUGUUGCGCUCGAUAUUGUCGGCGGCAUCCCCAGCAACUUCUACGCCAAGUCGCUCGCGUACACAGACAAGGAUAUCAUCUCAGACGACGGCGUGGACAAGCUCUUUGACUACAUCGACGGCGCGGACAAAGGCGGCGCCAUCUGGUUCAUCAUCUGGGAUCUCGAGGGCGGCGCCAUCAACGAUGUUGCACCGAACGCUACCGCGUACGGCCAUCGAAACGCACUGUUCUACCACCAGGCAUACGCCGUCAAUCUGUUUGGCAAGAUCGGGGAUAAGACGAGAGCUUUCCUGACGGGCGUCAAUGAUGCUGUGCUUGAUGCGCUGCCGGAGCACGACGAGGGAGCGUAUGCUGGAUACGUCGAUCCAGCGCUUGGACAGAACAGCGCGAGUCUGUACUGGGGAGGGAAUGUGGCGAGACUGGAGAGCAUCAAAGCACAGGUCGACCCCAAUGAUGUGUUCCACAAUCCCCAGAGUAUCAGGCCGGCGAAGGGCUCCGCGAAGAUGCGAUUCUGAGCUGCACGUACUGGGCUGGUUUGAUGUAGUCGUACACAACUCGUCUCUUUGAUAGCGGCGAGGAGGCUGACGAAUGAAGAUGCUCUCAUUGUAACAUGGCCACACGUGAUGUCAGAUCAGAUGGUCGGGUGUCUCAAG
Messenger RNA from Boeremia exigua, 1699 nucleotides. RefSeq lists its product as uncharacterized. NCBI's taxonomy places the organism in Eukaryota, Fungi, Ascomycota, Dothideomycetes, Pleosporales, Didymellaceae. The transcript has 2 exons. The coding region runs from base 110 to 1561 and encodes 483 amino acids. Gene Ontology annotation, molecular function: FAD binding; oxidoreductase activity. The record is from RefSeq and is a predicted model, not a curated record.